Molecule: messenger RNA, 1552 nt
Organism: Oppia nitens
Lineage: Eukaryota; Metazoa; Arthropoda; Arachnida; Sarcoptiformes; Oppiidae
Exons: 2
Coding region: 35-1552 (505 amino acids)
Molecular function (GO): protein binding
Source: RefSeq, a predicted model, not a curated record
UUUAUAAACUAAUUGAAGAUCACUGAAGAAGACAAUGACCACAACAACAGCGAAGAAGAAGGACUCGUUUGAUCGCUUCGGCGAUGAUUUGUGUCAACUAUUGCUUCAAUAUCUGCCAAUUGAUGACAGAUUGAGACUACAAUCGGUGUCCAAACAGUGGCUGACAUUGAUAUUUAUCACACAAACAGAUCUUGUAUUUGAUGGCAAACUAUUAGAAACAAUGUCUUUGAAUUCAAUGCGUGAUUAUUAUCCGACAAUUAGAUUGUUUAAACUGAUUGUCCGAAAGUGUCCGAACAUUACCGCAGUUACCAUAAAUGUCGGUUCAACACUUGCCGGUGCUGUCCAUAUGAUGAACCGUUUUAUCAAUUUAUUGACUAAAAACUCUAACCGAUUGAAACACUUGUCAAUUAAAUUUGAUUACUACGACCUACUGGUCAUCGGCCGUAUGUUUGACCAAUUAUUCUGGCGUUUCGGCCGACAGUUGCAGACAUUCAAGUUUGACGGCAAUAAUCAUGAAUUUAAUAAACAAUUGUUUUACAAAGUCAUCGACGGUUUGCCUAACCUGAAGACAUUGGAUAUAACUAAUGAUAACAACAGUGAAAGUACUGUCCAAUUGAAUGAUAUAUUUAUUGAUAAUAAUAUGUAUUAUUUGUUACCGAAAUCGUUGCAAUCAUUGAACAUAAAACUGGACGAACUAUCGAUGCCGUUAUUCCGUAAUUUUGCCAAUAAUUUUGGCCAUCAAUUGAUAUCAUUGACCAUACAGUUGGACGAGUCUAUUGUUGUCGAUGAGGACGAAGACGACGAAUGGUCUGUUAAUUUGAAGCCAUUGUUAACCGGAUUUAGACAAAUGCCGCGAUUAAGACAACUUAAGUUUGAAUUGCCGAUGGAUUUUGGGCCACAAUUUACUGUCAAUUUAUUUUCGACAAUUGGCCGCAACUGUCGUCAACUUAAAUCCAUAGACUAUUCACCAAAAUUUUCAAAUAUAUUGACAAUUAAGCGCAUAUUUGCCAAAAUUAACAAACAUAUGUCCAAACAAUUAAGACAAUUAACAGUUGAUUGUUCGCCCGAUUAUGAUUGUAAUGAGUUAUCACUGACCAGCCGUUUGUUAAACCGAUUGCACGGAUUAACGCAUUUGACAUUAAGAUUAGAUAAGUGGCAGAUAAUCGGUAACCAGUUUUUUCAGGACAUUCAUCGCAAUCUUCCGCGACUACAAUAUCUAUACUGUGACAGGGCUUCAAUUACUCGACAGUCUAUAGCAUCUAUUGGACAAUUGACACAUUUGACGGAUGUCUAUCUACUGUGCGACCGAUACACUGUAACAUUAAGUAAAUCCUAUAUUAAACGCCAUUUACUAAUUGGUACAAAAAUUCAACAUUUAUUUAUUGAAUACAAUGAUUCAAUAGGUAGACAAUUGGUGUUUAAAUGCGGUAAAUAUUUUCAUAAUAAUUACCAAAUUAAUAGUACCGGUAAUGAUGUUAAUGAUGUUAGUUAUGAUUAUAAUCUUAUCGCUUAUAAGUAUAUUCAUAGCCAUACAGAUAGUGAUAGUGAAUAA